UACACUCGGUAGCUACUUAUAGUACAGACUCGCGCAGAGGACCGAGCAUCCCGCAAUUCACGCGCACAGCAUUUCAAUCUGGACCCGCAGGGCUCGAGCCGCAGCUGUUCUCUGCUACUGUGCGGGUUCCACGACGACCCAUGAGAACUUUCAUUUGACUUCAUCGUUUCAUUUUAUUUUUAUUUUCAUUCAUUAAUUAUUCUAAUUUUUUGUUUCAUUCAAUAGGCUGCAAUUAAUUCAUGCUUGCUCAUCUUUUCCAAACUGCCUCAUUCGUUUUUUGGGAACUCCAGUGGUUUUUCCCCUCAUUUGCCUGCCUGAACGGAAUACCUCGCAUUUGGAAUUGGUAACGUUACCUGCUUGCCUUUUUAUCCACACCGGGGGGAUUAACUUCCAUGUCUCCACGGACAUCCAGCACUUCGGCGGCGACGACACGGGCCGCCUUCCUGUGAGGAAUGUACGUGCUCCCCACGGCCGGUUGAUCGGAGUGUGCUCCACUCAGUCGUAGCUAUAUUUUACCGAAUGAGAAACUGCCUGCUGUCCGCGGUGCUGCUCUCUCUUAUCUCGAGCAGGACUAAUAGAGGAGUAGCUGUUCCCAUCGGGAUGGUUCACUUCUAACCGGGCUCCUAUUCAGCAUUUUUUACUUUUUUUUACUUUUUUUCCUGGAACGGGGGAUAUUGAGUUUGGAUUGUCACAAGCAGCACUCCAAACAAGACACUUUCUAUCUUUUUUUCGAAUUAGAAAUUCCCGCGAAACGGAAUUUGACCGUAACGGUCGUAACGGACCAUGGGCGACUCUCUGUGGAGAUACUACUUUGGAGUUUUAGUCAUCACGUGCAAGGUGAACCUGUCCCGCGCGCUCAUCCUGGACUCCAUAUACUGGAACACGACGAAUACCAAGUUCGUGCCAGGACAGGGUCUGGUGCUGUAUCCACAGAUCGGGGAUAAGAUGGACAUAGUUUGCCCACGCGUGGAGGGCGGCUCUACGGAAGGAGUGGAGUAUUAUAAACUCUAUAUGGUUCCUCUGGAACAACUAAAGUCCUGUCAGGUCACAAAGGCAGACACGCCUCUACUCAACUGCGUCAAACCGGACCAGGACGUCAAAUUCACCCUCAAAUUCCAGGAGUUCAGCCCAAACCUUUGGGGCCUGGAGUUCUUUAGGGGGAAAGACUACUACAUUAUAUCUACAUCUAAUGGAACGAUGGAAGGACUGGAUAAUCAGGAAGGAGGGGUGUGUAAAACCAAGUCGAUGAAAAUCAUCAUGAAGGUUGGACAAAACCCCUCCGAUCCCUUUUCCCCCAAAGAAUACCCCACCAGUUACCCUCCCAAACACCCCGACGCAGGGGGCAAGGAGACCAAAUCGAAUGAAGUACUUGACAAGCCCGAUGCAUCUCAACAAGGAGAAGAGAAGGGAGAUGGAAAUAAAUCAUCCUCAGUCAUCGGCUCUGAGGUUGCCCUGUUCGCCUGCAUCGCCUCAGCCAGCGUCAUCUCACCUCAGCACGCCACCACGCUGUCACUCAGUACAUUAGCCACGCCCAAGAGGGGCAGCAGCGGAGGCAACAACAACGGCUCGGAGCCGAGUGACAUCAUCAUCCCGCUGCGGACUGCUGACAGUGUCUUCUGCCCGCAUUACGAGAAAGUGAGUGGCGAUUACGGACACCCCGUUUACAUCGUACAGGAAAUGCCACCUCAAAGCCCAGCAAACAUCUAUUAUAAAGUGUGAAAAUGGACACGCUUCUUUCGGACGUUUUAACUCUAACCCCCCACAUGCCCCUCGAUGAACCCCCCGUGGGCGGAAUCGACACCUGAGCUCACCCUCUUCCUGCCCCCUCUUAUUUUUUUGUUGCUCUUGUUUAUUUUACAAUAUUGCUGAUUAUUACUCUCGGUAUAGAUGCUGCUGAUGGUGGAGUGACUCUCCUGAUUCGCUGCUCUUGCACCUGCAGAAAUGAAACAAACAAAUAGAAAAUGACAAAAAAGACAACAGAAACCCUCCGGGAGAUUGAGGUGCACUACAACGGAUACUAUAGCAUUUGUAUGAGGGAGUGUGUGUGAAUCAGACGAGGAGAGGGGGUUUGAGGGGGUGGCUGUGAAAAGAGAGGUCAAGACAAUGAUUCUUCCUCUUUUUUCCACUACAUCAUCUCCCUUAGAGACACAACACACGGAGAUGGAGAAGAGAAGUGACGUGACAGUAUCACAGAGCAAGAAAUAUGAACUUGAGCUGAUUAUUUAGCUUGGCCGAUUAGCUGAUCCGUCUCAAAACAGGAAGUGAAUGCAGCCUAUUGGCCAGAGCUACAGGAAGUGGAUUUAUCGAGGAAGCAGGAAGCUCUCCGGAGCCUACUGUUGGACAUUUGAAUGGACAUCAUCUGUUUUUGCACGUUCACUCGUACUGUUUUCAUUCACAUUAGCUCUCCUCAUUUGUUCACCUCUACAAAAUGACUCACGAUGUUUACUUGAAGUCUUUUUGUAUGGUCAUGCGUCUCGCGUGCAUUUCUUUUUGUCAUUCCCAGUGCAGUCCACUUGCAGAUUCGUUUGGUAGAAGACUAAUAUGUAUCAUCAUAGAGAUCCUUUUGUGCUGGUUUAUGUGCCGUUUAGUAGUGUGGAAGACACAUACACACAUUUCAUUUCAUAUACAUCUGCUGCCAGGGCUGGAAAAAUGAGACAAACAGAGAAAGAAGGAAGGAAGGAAGGAAAGAUCGUCGAUAUUUGGUACAGUUGUUGUCCUGAUGCCUGCUGGGAAGGUGGAGGACCCACAUGAACACUUUAGCAGCACUUUGAAAGCCUCACCACCUUUCCCACGUGGAGUACAAACUCAUGAAAACACAUUAAGACAGAGAUUGCAGGGAGCGAAUCACUCAAGGCUCAAUAGGAAAAUCUGUCAUCUCUGACACAAAAUGGCCGCCUUCCCCAGGCAUGUCGCUGCAAAAGUUCCUGUUAUUCUAGUAUUUCUGCCAUCACACACACACACACACACACACAUUCUCUUUCACCAGUGGCCUGUGCAGAUUGUGGAAAAGAAGAACUGGUGCUCUACGUUUUUGCUCAAAAGCACAGGGACAUCAAGAUAUAAUUGUUUAGUUUUGAAUGAAACAAAAGAUUUAAUUAGCAUUUCUUUAUGGAUUUGUUUAGCUGUAGAUGAAAACGGUUGGAAAGAGUGCACGUAGACUUUAUUUAUGAUACCAUACAGACAGGUUAGCGUGAAACAGCAACAACAUGAAUAAUUUAUGGCGAAUCUGCACAUUAUGCAAGCUUCGAGUUUUCCUUUUCGUUAACAGAUAUUUCUAUUUGCUUUUUUCCAUUGAUCCCUACAUGAAUAGCUGCCUUUUGACAACAAACACACACACAUACCCGCACAAAAAGCACAUGCGCUCAUGGCCAGGGAAGGGGUGGCUUUGGAAGGAGCCCUCAGGGAAAACAGCAUGUUGGGUUUUAAAAUAGCCGAAAGGAAUGAGAGGGAAUGGCCAGAAACGGACCAAAGGAAGGGCACGUCUAACAUAGUCCCGACUAAACCAACUUCUCUGGCCUGCCUGCCUCUGUUGAUGAAGCUCAGAUGUGCUCUGGGUCGAAAUUAGGCCCCUUAAUCUGGAAGAAAAGCAGUAGACGUGGGUUAGUGAACAUACCAGAUGAGAAUGAGCGCAGGCUAAAUGUAGUAAAUUGCAUGAAAUGGGAUCUUUCAGGCUCAAAUUGUGGGAGGUUUCUGGAGGGGGAAAAAACACAUUAUGAUCGAUGGAGGUCACAAGUGGACUUAGCGUGCGUUUUAGAGAGGAAGUCGCCAAGCAGAGGCCAGAGUAUCCCACAACCCGCAGCUCCCAGAGGAUUUUGGAACCCCUUACGUGUGUGUCGUCAUUCGUGCGAAACCCUUUGUGAGCAAUGCCAGCCUGCAGACAGUUAUCUUUAUUUGUUUCUUACAUUGAAAUCAAAAUCGUUCACCAAAGGUGGACUUUGAGAGUUGAAAAUGUCCACAAACUGACUGGAUUGCCAUAGUCGCACAUUAACUGUUCAUCCGUUUUGUUUUCACUUGUUCAUGGAGGUUCUUGAAUCUCACCGAGAAGCCAAGCCUUGUGUGAUCAGAAGCUUUGUGCCUCUGUAAGAGGCCACAAAAUCUGCAAAUAUGCAAUUUUUAUUUAUUUUUAUAACAAUUGAGAAAAAAAGAUGAUAUACGUUCACCUAUGGAAAAGUGUUCUUAACCACUGAAAAUUAAAUGAAAUAAUACAGCAUACGAAAACACUACAACCCGGUGUGUUAUUAUUAUUAUUUUAUUUUUUACUUUGUGCUGUAGGUUCAAGGUAAACUGUGAAACAUGAACGCUUACACACACAAAUACAUAUUGAAGACUGAGCAGUUGUUUGAAACUAUAGAAGACACACCACAAAAACCACAAACAUAUUGCUGUUCGGUUGCUGUCCCAUAUGGGCUAAAUAUGACAAUCUCCUUAGUUUCUUUGAAUCCGAAGACACUGUCCUGGCAAGCAGGUUGCAAACGUUCCCGUAACAUUUUAGGAGCGGUAGGACUUAGCUAGUAGCAUAAGAUGUUGCACCGAUGUGGGCGGAAGGUUUGCGAAACGCUGGGAGAGGUGUCUUCGGGCCACUGUAAAAUGCCUUGCUUGUAAGUUCACGAGACUCUAGUUUUUGCACCGUACAUCUGUAGGUGAGAGGCUGUAUAUACCUUAUUGUUUGUAUUGUAUAUGGAUCCCCGGUUGUUACAAUAGCCUUAUUCUCACAUUUCUAGCAAAUAAAAAAGUUAAAAAAAAAAAAAAAAACAUGAAUCACUU
Sinocyclocheilus anshuiensis is the source of this 4764-nucleotide messenger RNA. RefSeq names its product ephrin-B2a (gene efnb2a). Gene Ontology annotation, biological process: axon guidance; blood vessel morphogenesis; ephrin receptor signaling pathway. The transcript has 5 exons. Gene Ontology annotation, molecular function: ephrin receptor binding. Lineage: Eukaryota; Metazoa; Chordata; Actinopteri; Cypriniformes; Cyprinidae. The record is from RefSeq and is a predicted model, not a curated record. Bases 784 to 1719 code for a protein of 311 amino acids. Gene Ontology annotation, cellular component: plasma membrane.